AUGUCUCAGCAGUUCACCGUCCCUCUCCCCACCGCCACUGGCCUCGCCGAGCCUGCUGGUCAACUCAUCAAGGGUGCCACCCAAGACGAUGGCUCUCUCCGCGACGCCGCCCUCCUUCUGGGCAUCAAGCUCGACCUCGAGGCUGAGGUGCACCUGACUGCCCGUGUCAAGGGUGAUGUCGUUGUUGGUCUGUACUAG
Messenger RNA from Clonostachys solani, 198 nucleotides. Lineage: Eukaryota; Fungi; Ascomycota; Sordariomycetes; Hypocreales; Bionectriaceae. The record is from the annotation of a GenBank genome assembly.